AUGUCUAUCACAGUAACAAAUGAAGUUACGAUACCCCUUCUAAGUCUGGAUGAACCUCCUGAUGAAUCGACUUCAAUCGUACUCACUGGCGGUCAACUGAAAAUUUCCGGUAGUCCUAAAGGCAACAAGAAAGACGAUGAGUUGAUUGAAUUGGUUGAGUUGGUUCACAAACGAAAGGAUAAAGUUGAACGUCCUUCGGCACUUGCUAUCCCGACCACGCUUCUCAGACCAAGCUCAAAUCCACCGAUUGUCCCCUUCCCGGCAUCAUCCACACGACACAAUCGCAAUCGAUCCGCUGAUUUUGAUCGUGGCACAACGCAACUGCUGAAUCCUCCAAAAACCGACACCAGAUUGUCGUGGUCUCCAAGAAAAUUUAGCGAUUGUAUUUUGAACGAGGCGAAUGAAAAUCAACGAAAUGGUUAG
Molecule: messenger RNA, 423 nt
Organism: Anisakis simplex (herring worm)
Lineage: Eukaryota; Metazoa; Nematoda; Chromadorea; Rhabditida; Anisakidae
Source: the annotation of a GenBank genome assembly